This is a messenger RNA of Folsomia candida, 1233 nucleotides long. RefSeq lists its product as uncharacterized. Bases 109 to 1101 code for a protein of 330 amino acids. NCBI's taxonomy places the organism in Eukaryota, Metazoa, Arthropoda, Collembola, Entomobryomorpha, Isotomidae. The transcript is spliced from 3 exons. The record is from RefSeq and is a predicted model, not a curated record.
UUUGUUUGCCAAAUCGCAGAUUAAAACAGACCUUUGUCUUGCAUCCUUCGUACAUUAUAUAAUUACAAAUUUUAUUUUCAACCUGAAAUACUUUAAAAAUCUGUUACAAUGAAAAUCAGAAUUGUAAUCCUCUUGUUGGCGUUGAUGUCCAUCAUCGAAGCAAGGCCUCAAGUUCCAGACCAAGUGCAACAAUUUUUGCAACAGACAUUUUUUAACCCUAUUCUUGAAAAAGUAGAACAAGGAGGAGAAGCUGCGUCUCGAGUCAUCGGUCAUAUAACCAAUAUAACUCGUGGUCACGCUGAACACGACCAGGAUGGUCAAAACUCUGGAGUACAAACAAACGGAUUUCCAGAUUUAUCACCCGUUGAUCAGAUUUUAUCCAAAAUCAAGGAUCAAGAAGAGAACCAGGAAUCGUCAACUGAUUUGACGACGACUGCAUCUACAAAUUCGGAUAUUGAAAUUGAACAAGUAACAAUAAUUCCUACCCAAGCCCCAGCCAAAAAUAAAACUCGAAUAGUAAAUCACUUGGACAAAGAAGCAAUUGAUAAAAUGAAAGCCAUGUGUCCAGAACUUGUGAAUGCCACGGAUUUUGAGAUUGUUCGAUACAGAUAUUUUGAGCCGAGGGGAGGUUGUUUCCGAUACGGAUUUCAAGGACCUUGUGGUAAUGGCAUGAAGCUCUUCAUCAAGGAACACGGAAGCAUCUAUGGUCAAUGCGACUGCCGACUAGAUGCAAGAAUGUGGAUUUAUCACGAGGAAAGCCUCGCCUGUUACAAAAUAUUCUCACAGGGUGGAUGCUCAGAGGGGAAUUACAUGGACUUGACAGAAGAUGGGAAACCUGGCUGUGUAGAAAAUCCUUGUGCUGCUAAUGGCACAGAAUUUUAUAAACUCCGUGGCGUGUGCGCCCAGAUAGGAAAACCAAAUGAGGAAAUUUGCAAGGACAAUUCUGUGAUUGAUUUUAUUCCGAAGAAACGAACCCCUGAUUGCAUCAAGACUCAAGGAAUUGUCACUGGCGUUGGAAUUUUACCUUGCCGGCCGGGCUCAGUUCUAGCCGUUCAUGGAAAAUGUCAUAUUGAGGAGUGGGAUUUCGGCAAGGAAGAUUAGCUUUGAAUUAAAUUUUUAAAACUUUCAUCUCUAUUCUGAAUCAAAAUAUUUAGCAGUUAUGCAUAUUUUGUUGAGAUUCUUUAUUUCUUCAAAUGAACAAAUAUAAUGAUUCAUUAAAGAAAAUUCCGCGAA